Microdochium trichocladiopsis is the source of this 1539-nucleotide messenger RNA. RefSeq names its product renal dipeptidase family. NCBI's taxonomy places the organism in Eukaryota, Fungi, Ascomycota, Sordariomycetes, Xylariales, Microdochiaceae. The transcript has a single exon. Gene Ontology annotation, biological process: proteolysis. The record is from RefSeq and is a predicted model, not a curated record. Gene Ontology annotation, molecular function: metallodipeptidase activity. Bases 274 to 1278 code for a protein of 334 amino acids.
GGAGAAUGUUGCGAUGACAUGAGCUCCGUAUCUUUCGCAUCGUGCUCCGACGGACUAGUCAAGUGUGUUGGACCCUGCUUUUCCCUUCUCGAUCUAGAAUUUGGGGAUUUGGAGAAGCACCCGGUGGUAGCUACGCAUCUUCGGCCCCAAUAACCCAUACGGACCCCAGCAAAUCUAGUAUUCCCCUCUGCCACAAUUUCUUGUUCAGCACAUCAAGUCACAGAAUCGACGACCUCAUACAAAGCCAGACAUCAAGUGCAAACAACCGUCACCAUGGUGUCCGAAUCCGAGGCGCGGGCCAUCUAUGCCGACUCUAUCCACUUUGAUGGACUCAACAUCUGCAACUUCUCCCGCGAGAUCUUCGAGAGCUGGCACAAGGGGGGCUUCACUGGCGUGUCGUGUACAUGCGGCCUGUGGGAGGGCUUUCGCCAGUCGAUUGCCAAUGUAGUGCAGUGGAAGAAGUGGUUCGAGGAGCAUUCGGAUCUGAUUGUCCAGGCGCACUGCGUUGCCGACAUCCGCGCUGCGAAGAAGGCUGGCAAGACCGCCGUGCUGCUCUCGUGGCAGAACACGGCGGGCAUCGAGGACCAGCUCGACUACCUCCGCGUGUUCCGCGACCUCGGCGUCGUCAAGAUGCAGCUCACGUACAACACCCAGAACUACUCGGGCGCGGGCUACACGGAGCUCAACGACUCUGGCCUCACCGGCUUCGGCAGGCAGGUUGUGGACGAGAUGGCCAAACUCGGCAUGGUCGUCGACCUGAGCCACGUCGGGCCCAAGACGUCUGAAGACACGAUCCUGUACGCGCCCGAGGGCAAGCCGCCGUGUUUCUCGCACAUCCUGCCCGCAGGGCUCAAGGAGCACACGCGCAACAAGUCGGACCACCUGAUCAAGCUCAUCGGGUCCAAGGGCGGGUUUGUCGGGCUCUCGCAGUUUGGCCCGCACAUGGCAAAGGGCAACGACAGCACGAUAGACGACUACGUCGACGCGCUGGAGUAUGUGAUUGGGCUGAUCGGCGAGGACCUCGUGGGCAUCGGGUCCGACUCGAGCGAAGGCCACGGCCGGCCCAGCGACUUUAUGGCGUGGUGCAACAAGGACAAGGGCUAUGCGCGGCAGCUGACGCCAUGGGGCAGCCAGAAGGUGGUCAAGCCGCUGGGCCCGCUGGCCGAGCGGGCAGAGCUGGCGUGCUCGAUGGCCCGCAAGGGCUGGAGCGAGGCCAAGAUGCGCAAGGUGCUCGGGGAGAACUGGCUGAACUACCUCGAAAAGAUCAUCGGAAGGUAGAAUAGUCAGUGUCAUGAUUAUAUCCAAAGUCACGGGGUGGCAUUCAAAUUCUCUUGAUCGUUCUUUGGACAUUGUCGGUGGCCGAGCCUGGGAGGCUAGCUCUAGCCAUCUGCGAAAAGCAGCCUGUCCGCGGACUUAUCAUAUCCCAUGAUGCCCACAACCAACCACAUAUCUUCUUGGCGACCACGGGAUUUGUCGAUAUCAGUCAUUCAAUCACCGCUGCUGAGGAAACAUAGGAAAUCCCGAGAUUGAGUAUACGUG